Molecule: messenger RNA, 1847 nt
Organism: Drosophila persimilis
Lineage: Eukaryota; Metazoa; Arthropoda; Insecta; Diptera; Drosophilidae
Gene: Trhn
Product: tryptophan 5-hydroxylase 1
Exons: 7
Coding region: 60-1778 (572 amino acids)
Biological process (GO): aromatic amino acid metabolic process; serotonin biosynthetic process
Cellular component (GO): neuron projection
Molecular function (GO): iron ion binding; tryptophan 5-monooxygenase activity
Source: RefSeq, a predicted model, not a curated record
CGUGUGCCCCGUGCGAAGAAAUCUCCUCAACCUUUUUUUUAGUGCAGUGCAGUCCAGUGAUGAGUGCCUCAGGGAAGAGUCUCCUCGGCCUGUGGCUCUACAGGAGCGGCGAACAGGAGUGGGCCGUCAAGCAGGGCAGUCCCCUGCAUCAAAUCAAAAAGGAGGCCUCUGUGGCCGCCGCAUCCAAGUCGCAUGCAAGUCUCUCGCGGCACGCGUCGGCCCCUGGUGACAAUUUUCUAUGUUUUUCGCCUCCUCACAAGCAGGAUCGCAGCGCGGUGGAGCCACCGCCCAGAUUGGCCAUCGGCGGGCCGGUGGACACCUCACGGCAGCACUCACCUGGCGAGCGCAUUUCCAUCAUCUUCACGCUCCGCAAUCAGGUGGGCAAUCUCGCGCGGGCCCUGCAGGUCUUCCAGGAGCUGGGCAUCAACGUGCUGCACCUGGAGCUGUCGCCCCUGGAGAUGGGCACCAAUCAGGCGGACGUCCUGGUGGAUGUCGAGUGCGAUCCCCGUCGGCUGGAUCAGGUGGUGAAGAUGCUCAAUCGGGAGGUGGCCUCCGUUAGCUAUACGUCCGUGAAUGCCACGAGUCACAUGUCCAGGGCCCCAUCGCUCUCCGCUUGCUCCAGUUUCGAUUUCGGCGACAUGGUCUGGUUCCCCCGGAAGAUAUCCGACCUGGACAAGGCCCAGAAUGUCCUGAUGUAUGGCUCCGACCUGGAUGCCGACCAUCCGGGCUUCAAGGAUCCCGUGUACCGCAAGCGGCGCGAACAGUUCUCGGCCAUAGCCAACAAUUUCAAGCACGGCAGUCCCAUUCCACGCGUGCAGUACACACCCGAAGAAGUGAAAACCUGGGGCACUGUUUUCCUCGAGCUGCACCGCCUCUACGUGCUGCACGCCGUGCCGGAGUACAUGGAGAACUGGCCGGACCUGGUCAAGUACUGCGGCUAUCGGGCGGACAAUGUGCCACAGCUGCAGGACGUGAGCGUGUACCUGAAACGGAAGACGGGCUUCCAGCUGCGUCCUGUGGCCGGGUACCUUUCGCCGCGGGACUUCCUCUCGGGCCUGGCGUUCCGCAUCUUCCACUGCACGCAAUACAUCAGGCACUCUUCGGAUCCGUUCUACACUCCCGAACCGGACUGCUGCCACGAGCUGUUGGGCCACAUGCCGCUGCUGGCAAACUCCAGUUUUGCUCAGUUUUCGCAGGAGAUCGGCCUGGCGUCCUUGGGGGCCAGCGAUGCGGACAUUGAGAAGUUGGCGACGCUAUAUUUCUUCACUGUGGAAUUCGGGCUUUGCAAGCAGGCGGACAGCAGCUUCAAGGUGUAUGGGGCAGGUCUGCUGAGCUCUGUGGCAGAGCUGCAGCAUGCCAUCACCGCCGGACCAAAGAUCAAGAAGUUCGAUCCGGAGUUCACCUGCAAGGAGGAGUGCAUUAUAACCUCCUACCAGAAUGCCUACUACUAUACGGACUCCUUCGAAGAGGCCAAGGAGCAAAUGCGGGCCUUCGCCGACAGCAUUCAACGUCCGUUCGGUGUGCGCUACAAUCCGUACACCAUGAGCGUGGAGGUGCUCUCGAAUGCCCAGAAGAUCACGGCGGUGGUCAGUGAGCUCAAGGGCGACCUGAGCAUCGUCUGCUCAGCGCUGAGGAAGAUAUCGGCCACCGAUGAAAAUCUGGACGUGGAAUGCAUAGCCAAUAUGCUGCACAACAGCCUGAAUGUACGCGGAGCAGCCUCCGGAAGCAAAGCCAGCAGUCCCGACAACUCGGACAACUCCACGGCGGAGGAGAACUAGGGAUCUCGAUGGCAGAUCGGGGAAACGCAAUCGGAGUAUUUGGGACCAUUUGUUUAGAAACGAAACUAC